AUCUCUUCUCCAAGGGCUACAUCCCCCCAUUCCCCAGCUCACUCACCUUCACCCCUGGGCUCCCGGCACCCAGCUCUGGGGUGGGCCUGGGGGCUGUUUGCAAAGCAAACUGGCUGGUCCCUCUCUCCGCUCCUGCAAGGCGAGGGGGGGCGGGGUUCUCGCAGCUGAGCGACGGCCCCAUUGGCCAAUAGCCGAGGAGGGGUAGAGAGUGGAGGGGGGGUUGCAAAUUGCAGGGCCCAAUGGGUGCAGGGCGCGGAGGAAGUGAACUGGGGGCGGGCGGGUAGCCCGGCAGCAAAGUGAGGGAAUCGCUCGCAGGGGUGUGAAUCCGUGCAAAGGUGCCCCCAGGGGGUGUGAAUCCGUGCAAAGGUGCCCCCAGGGGUGUGAAUUUUACACUGAUUCCCCCCCCCCAUCGUGAGAAGUUGGUGCCGGGUGCUGAGCUGGGAUGACCCCGGAGGAAUGGACCUACCUGGCCGUGCUGCUUUUCUCUAUCCCCAUUGGCUUUGUCUUCAAGAGAGGGGGACACCAAGUGAAGCAGUUUGGGGGGGCAGCUGUGGGGCUGCUCCUGACGCUGGUCACCUGCAACAUCCACACCUUGCACUCCCUGGUCACCAUCCUGGGCACAUGGGUCAUCCUCAGCCUCUCCCCAAGGUCCUGUCACUACCUGACCCUCGGCUGGACCUUCUCCUACCUGCUCUUCUUCCGGACGGUGACUUUCUUCGGGCUGCCAGCCCCCACCCCCUUCACCAACGCCGUGCAGCUGCUGCUGACCCUCAAGAUGGUGAGCCUGGCCAAUGAGGUGCAGGAGAUCAGCCAGGCCAAGAAGCAGGACGUCACCUCGUUCGCCAAGGGCCCCGCGAUUGGGCUGAUCCCCAGCGUGCCGGGGCUGGGCCCGAUCCUCUGCUACAGUUACUGCUACGUGGGGCUCAUGACAGGCCCCUUCUACCGUUACAGGACCCACCUGGACUGGCUGCAGCAGCCGGACUCGCAGGCCAUCCCCAGCUGGCGCCCUCUGCUGGCGCGGGCCAGGCUGGUCCCGGUCUACGGGCUGCUCUUCCUGGGGGCAGCCCGGCUCUUCCCGCUGGAGUACGUGCGGAGCGAGGCCUUCGCCGCCCGGGCGCUGCCCUUCCGCCUCUUCUACAUGGUGCCCGUCUUCUUCGUCUUCCGCAUGCGCUUCUACGUGGCCUGGCUCUGCGCCGAGUGUGCCUGCAUUGCCGCCGCCUUCGGGGCCUACCCCACGGCCGCCCGCGCCCGCCCCGGCGGGGGCCCCACCACCUACUGUCCCAGGGCGGAGGAGGGGGCACCAGGGGUGGCUCCCCCCGAGUAUGACUACGAGACCAUCAAGAACAUCGACCCGUACGGCACCGACUUCUGCGUGCGGGUGCGGGACGGCAUGCGGUACUGGAACAUGAGUGUGCAGUGGUGGCUGGCCCAGUACAUCUACAAGAGCGCCCCCUUCCGCUCCUACGUCAUGAGGAGCGGCUGGACCAUGCUGAUCUCGGCCUAUUGGCACGGCCUGCACCCCGGUUACUACCUCAGCUUCCUGACCAUCCCGCUGUGCCUGGCGGCCGAGGGGGCGAUGGAGGCCGGGCUGCGGGGGCGCCGGGGGGCCGCGCCGGAGUCCGACCGCUCCUGGGGCGCCUGGGUGCACUGGUUCCUCAAGAUGCGGGCGUACGACUACAUGUGCAUGGGCUUCGUGCUGCUGGAGCUGGGCGCCACCCUGCAGUACUGGCGCUCCGUCUACUUCUGCGUCCACCUGGGCGCCCUGGCCCUGCUGCUCCUGGGCCGCGCCCUGCCCCGGCCUGCCCCCCGGGUCCCCUCCGCCCCCGAGGGGCCGCACCGCGAGUGAGGGGCCGGGGGAGCCCCCACCUCUCCUUUUGGCUGGCUGGGAGGCGGAGGGGGAAUGUGCCCCACACUUCCUUUUGGGGGGGGGAGAGACACUGAUCCACUACUAUGCUUCCCCCAAGGGUUCUGGCAGGCCUGCCCCUCCCCCACUCCUGGGGGGGGGUAGGAGCCCUUCCCCCACAUAGGCUGGAGAUUUUCCCGCCUCCCCCUCCGGCAAGACCCCCACAUAAGAGGGUGUUUUCUACCCCUCCCCCCGGCCGAUGCUACACUGGCCUUAGAUGAGGGGGUCUCAAACUGGGGGUCGGGACCCCUCAGGGGGUCGUGAGAUUAUUACAUGCGGGGGGGGGGGUGUUGCGAGCUGUCAGCCUCCCCCCCAAACCCGGCUUUGCCUCCAGCAUUUAUAAUAGUGUUCAAUAUUUAAAACAGUGUUUUUAAUGUGUGGGGGGGGGUCGCACGUGGAGGCUUGCGGUGUGAAAGGGGUCACUAGUACAAAAGUGUGAGAAGCACUGCCUUAAAGGGACCAGCCUCCAAAUAGGGGGUGGGGGGGGAAGAGAGUUCCCCCCCCCAUUUUAAGCCAGGAUUCCCACCCACCCCCAUCUGAUGUGAAACAAGUUGGCACGUUCUCAGGCAGAGCCUGAAGGGACCACAAAACUCCCCACCCCCAACCAGCUUGCUGGGGGGGGGGUCCCCCAGCAUCGGCAGCUGGUCUGUGCUUAGCUGGGGGGUGGGGGGAGUUGGGGUGCGGGGGGGGGGGUUGGCAGAAUCCCGCUCGGAGGUCUCUGUUCCUUUCCUGUGCUAUUAACCACUGGGGG
Chrysemys picta bellii (western painted turtle) is the source of this 2654-nucleotide messenger RNA. The record is from RefSeq and is a predicted model, not a curated record. NCBI's taxonomy places the organism in Eukaryota, Metazoa, Chordata, Testudines, Emydidae.